CGUCUUCAAUGGCGUUCUUGUACCAGGCGCAAUGAUGCCGGCACAGCAGCACUCUCCAUAUUAUCCCGCAACAUACUCGGUAACCACCACGUACCUGGUGCCGAGUAUGUACCAGCCGCCCACCAUGUGCCAGUACCAGCCGCACGUCAUGGUCCAGUACCAGCCGCCUUUCAUGAGGCAGAACCAACAGCCCUUCAUUCCACAAACUGCCGCAACUUACCAGCAGCCCGCCACUUCAGAUCCGACCGCCGUGACUUACAUGCAACAGCUCGCCACUUCCGCACCAACGGCGACUCCAAAGCGGCAAUCCAAUAAAAUGAAAAUUAAAUGUCUAAUUCGCCAUUAAAUUGGUCACCGGGCGACGGAGUGCCGCAACGUCCGCAACCGACUACGCCAAGGCCCAAGAGCCUCGGAGACCGGAGUAAGAUUUAUUCUGUGGUACUGCAUUUCUAAAAAUAACACACAACCACGAUACUAGUACAACAGAAUAUCCAGAACGUUCAGUUAAUGAGAACUCGAAAAUCCGUGAAAAAUGUUUGGGAUAUCAGUGUAGCCAGGAUUCGAAAAUAAUUACAAAUUCUCUUUUGCUGCUGAAACUGAGUCUGCUCAUUUUUGAUGUUAUCAUUGUAAAUAUUUUAUUUUUCAGUGAUAAUUUAUUGAUAUACGACAUAUUUUGUUUCA
This is a messenger RNA of Myzus persicae (green peach aphid), 681 nucleotides long. RefSeq lists its product as uncharacterized. NCBI's taxonomy places the organism in Eukaryota, Metazoa, Arthropoda, Insecta, Hemiptera, Aphididae. The transcript is spliced from 2 exons. Bases 32 to 346 code for a protein of 104 amino acids. The record is from RefSeq and is a predicted model, not a curated record.